Molecule: messenger RNA, 620 nt
Organism: Cydia pomonella (codling moth)
Lineage: Eukaryota; Metazoa; Arthropoda; Insecta; Lepidoptera; Tortricidae
Exons: 3
Coding region: 204-533 (109 amino acids)
Source: RefSeq, a predicted model, not a curated record
UUUUGUGCUUCCAUCAGUUACGUAACCUGUCAAAUUAGAAUUAAACGAGUGUAAAACUAAUUCGAAGUGGUAUUAUGGCAGUUUAUCAACAUCAUAAUUACGCCUUUUAUGUUGAGCUAUUUGUAGUAAAAUUCUAAUUGCUUGUCGCGCUGAUGACUCAAAGGAACUAGGAGGCCAAUUCAGACAGACAUUUUAAUAUCAAAAUGAUUCUCCUGUCCAUAGCAGUAGCAUGCCACGCAUGGUCCAUGCCCUUCUACCCGGUGCAAAGGGCCCCAAUGAGGAUGAGAUACACCAGAUUUGCCCCUCCACCACCACCAUCGCAACCUCACAGGAUUCCUAUUCCAGUUCAAGAGACCACCGAAGAAUACCAAAGGCCGAAGCGCGGUCACGACCACGACUUCUACGGUCAUGACCACGAUCACGACCAGACCCGGGGUGUGACCGGCCCCAUCCACACGUUCGUGAAGACCGACAAAAAUGCCAACUACAAAUGGGGGGUCAGACACCAUGUGGGGAAUAAGUACGCUUCGUAAUGUGGGGGAGUUUUGCUUUAGUAUUUAUUCAGUUUUUAUGGUUAAUUUAAUUGUUGUUUUGGUUGUUGAUUAAGAGUAUUAAGUGUU